UAUUUAGCUAUAUGUUCAGAUAUAAUGGCUUUUUAUGUUAUUUGAAAAUAUCCAUUAAUAUUUUAGAAACGCAAAUAUUUAUAUGAAAUAGCCAAUGCUGAUAUUUUACGUAAAGGGCCACUAGAGGUCCACAGUCCCCUAAUAAACAGAAUGACAAAUAAUAAAACAAAACAUGACAGGAUGAUAGCUUACUGGAUUUCACUUCAUGCAGUUUAUAUUGUCUAUACCUAAAUACAUUUUAAGCACAUUUUAGUUCAUAUUCAUGGUGUAGCCUACACUUAGAUGCUAAAAGAGGAUUUUUUUGUAUAUUAAGUACAAAAUUAGUGUGCACUUAAUAGAGCACUUUUCAGUAGGCUUACAUUAUAGAAAUGUACUUUUUUCACUAAAAGAAUAACAAGACACACAGUUUCAUGGGAAUAAAUAAAUGUGGGUUUGUUUUUAAUUUUGGUUUAGAUUUGAGUAUAAUCUUAAACGGGGUGAUUUCUGGCGAGGUACAGUCUCAGAGGACAGUCAAAACACCUCGUGCUCUGAAUUUGAUGAAAAACCAUUAUAAACUGAUAUAAACUUGCCAGGAAACCAGAAAAAAAGUCACUUCUGUUUGUUGUCAGAGUAUAAAACCAUCAACUAAUUCAAGACGUGGUUUUUAAGUGACACGAAGAAGCGAAGAGUCUCGAGAAAAGCAUUUGUGUGUUGAUUAAGUCUGUUUCAAAGGUAUAGUUCCUAAAAAUAUAAUGAAAAUUGGUGAAAAUGUGCUCACCCUCAGGCUAUGCAAGAUGUAGAUGAGUUUGUUCCUUCAUCAGAUGUGCACUUUGGAGCUGAAUACAAAGACAUGCACACUGGUAAGUGCCCUUCUUUAUGUACAGCCAGUGGACAUAUGAUAGCAGUGAUGUGCUUUACUGUAGGACACAUGUCUCUAAGAUCUCGUUAACUGAGAGACUCGUUGGGAUGUUUGACGGACAUUUCUCUAUGAAUGUGUGUCUGAGCUCAUCUGUGAUGUCUACUCUCUGUGAAGAUUACUCUGGGCAAGUGUUGACCAGUUACAGAAAGUGAUCGACAGCAUCAGGUCGAACCCAGAGGACCGGAGGAUCAUCAUGUAUGCGUGGAACCCUAAAGAAUGAUGACGAGCAGCAAAACGACUCUUGCUUUCCUCAUCUACGGGCUCCUCGUACAAUGCCACGUGUGUUCGCCGUUGAGUUACCCGAGCAUCAGGAUGGAGACCGCAGGAUUUAACGAGGAGGGACACUCGUUAACGGAUCUGACCUUUGACAGUGACCAGAUCUCUAUUCGAAGCUCUCCUUCAGUCACUGAAGACGCACUCACGUUAUACAGUCCUCCAUCGAAAAGACUGGAAAGGCACGCUGACGGGAUGUUUAAUAAAGCCUACCGGAAAGCGCUCGGUCAGUUAACCGCGCGGAAAUACCUGCACACACUGAUGGCCAAACGCGUAGGGGGAGGAAGCACGAUGGAGGACGACACCGAGCCGCUCUCAAAGCGUCACUCGGACGGGGUUUUCACCGACAGCUACAGUCACUACCGGAAGCAGAUGGCCAUGAAGAAGUAUCUGGCCGCAGUCCUGGGCAAAAGCCCUGAAGACUUAGAUUUGCACCAAUUGCUACAAGACGUAGACUUUGGUGUGUUCCCGGAUGGGGAUGAGAUUGGGGCAUUUUUAUUGGAUUGGCUGAGACAGUUCCCUCCUGAAUUCCCGGUGAGUUUCUAA
Molecule: messenger RNA, 1717 nt
Organism: Carassius gibelio (silver crucian carp)
Lineage: Eukaryota; Metazoa; Chordata; Actinopteri; Cypriniformes; Cyprinidae
Product: glucagon family neuropeptides
Exons: 6
Coding region: 1115-1717 (200 amino acids)
Biological process (GO): adenylate cyclase-activating G protein-coupled receptor signaling pathway; positive regulation of GTPase activity; regulation of protein localization
Cellular component (GO): perikaryon; neuron projection; extracellular region
Molecular function (GO): neuropeptide hormone activity; peptide hormone receptor binding; pituitary adenylate cyclase activating polypeptide activity
Source: RefSeq, a predicted model, not a curated record